CGACACUCAUUGACGCUAUUGAUAAACUUUCGAUCAGAAAAGGUGCCUGAUUCCUUCCUGCGGUGCAACAUUUCAUCAACUCCUGCAAGCAAAAUGAAAAAAAUAGCAAGAAUUCACGGCUGGACGAGAUUUAUUUAUUCCGCUGAUAUUUAAGUUCUGCUUCAUUCGCCGAGUUUCAACGUGAAAACCCAAAGAAAUCAGUUCUGACGUGGAAACGAACAGGAAGGUUGAACAUGUCGGAUUCUAUUUAGUGGAACCUUGGUUUUGCAGGUGUGACGUUUGCAGGGAUUCCCCUUCUCAACCAACCAACCACGUUGAUGAUUAAAAUCAUGAAGUGGUAUUCGACUGCAGGAGCUUGAAGGUUUAUAGGAACAGACCCAUUAUCGGUACUUUUAGCCUUUGUUUCCAUCACAGUGUAGAAUCCAACAAUCCAACAGAGAAACGAGAAGAAAUACUGGACGUAAAACCAGUUCUAGGUAGGACAUAGACCAGUAGGGGUUUGUUAUGCUGGCGUCUAUACUUAAAGUUCAGCUGAAUGUUGAUUGAUGAGGUUCUAUUACUUGACGAGAACAUUGAGAGGUCAGGAAAAAUGAUUGUCUUCUUCAAGUUUAACCAAUCAGAAACCCCCAUAGUAGUGGUUCAGGGUCUUUAUUCUCCAAUGAAAAUAGUCUUGAAAGAGGUCCUUCAGGAGCAGUUCUUGCGGUCGGAACAUAUUUCGGGUCUCAAUAGUGCAUCCUGAAAGUUCCUGUAGCGGAAACCGGUCCAGAGUCUGUAAAGAAAAGAUGGACAUAGCUUCUUUGAUGUCAUCUACUAGUUCAUGGGGUGCUUGAAGUUUGGAAUUUCAUCGACACAGUCUUUCAAAACCGGAUAUGACCAACAGGGAAGUCAAGGAACUAAAACAGAUUCCUAAAACCUGCUUUGUUGUCUGUUUUCCCUUAAAUGGGACCAAUAUUUAAUAAAUAACCACCCCGUUGUAGUAAAGAAAACUUGGAACGAGCAAUUGAGACCAUAAACUCAUGAAGAUAUACAAUCAGACGUUUUUUUGCAACCAGAGGAGUCGCCCCCUGCUGGUUGUUAGGCAGAAUAUAGGUUUUUAAAAAAUUCACUUUUUUUUCACCUGGAGGCUACAUCCAUCUGUUAUUUACAAUCUGUAGUGAAGAUACAGGAAAGGUUUUGACCACUAGAGGGCACACUAAUACAGAUGUUUUUCAAGAUUUUCAGUUCAGGAAAAAUCUGUCCACACGACUGUCAUUUUCCAAAAUGUCAGAAAUAAAUCAACAAAACAUUGAAUACUAGAGAAGAACUUUCGGUCAAUUCAUUGUUUCUGUGGACAUUAAAACACAGAUAAUGUUGACGAGGUAAUACUGGACACAGCAGAGGCUUUAGCAGUAGGUUAAGAUGUAAACCUGCUAAUGCCAACCAAACAGUAAACCUGUAUUUUUGUGGAUGAGGCCUAAGAGUUAGUUAGGUGCUAAAGAUGGAACAAACUAUGGUGAUAUAUUUGUGGUCAUCUGGUCUGAUUUUGAUUCAUGAGGUUCAGUCAUGGAGCCUCAAAGAGUCCAAACAGUUUAUAAGUUGUUCAAGUGAGAAGUUUUUUAGCGUUUACAGUUUUUGUAUCAGACCAUUGGAGACUGACUGACCAACGAGGCUAAAUAUUAACAAAAAUAAUGUGAGGAAGUGUUACUUCCCAGCUCUGCUAGGCUACAUGGAAGCAAACCCAAAUGUGUGUGAUUCUGCAAGACUUGCUAGCAGUCGGGUAUUUUGUUUGCACUUGCUAGCUGGUACUAACUUGAUGUUUUUGAUUUCUGUAGCUGCAUAUCAUUGGAUACUGGUAGCUUAGCCUUGUGCUAAGUUGUGUAACAAAGCACCAGCUUGCUGGAGGUUGGACCAGGAUUUUUCACCACAAACAAAUUCAGCAUUGUUCCUGUUAGCUAAACUCCAGGGCCGGCCUUUGAGUUACAGGUUGAGUUGGAGGUUUAGUUGUUUAAUUUUCUUCUUUACAGUUUAUUCAGCAAGGACUGUUAGCCCAUCGUUUUUGGUUUCCUUUACAGUUUGCCCUCCAUUUCUUGUGGUUUUUAAUGUUUUUGGUCAUUUAUGGUUUUACUUUUUUGCUGUACGACAUGUGAUAGUUUCCAUCUUUUGUCCUAGCGAGCUGGACUGUAACAUGUUUGGGGGCUCGUCCAGGAUACAAAGUUGUCAGCUUUACGUCGAGUCAACAACGUUAGAGAACACAAGUUGUAGGAUUUUAGUGCAAAGAUUCCCCUUGAAAGAGCAAUGUCUGGUCUUUAAAUGUGUUUUUCACAUAUGGUUAAUUGGAAACCCAAACUUCUUCUCGACUGAUGUUGGUUUGAUGGGAAAAAAGUAUCCUAAACCUGGAUGUAAAAAGUUCUCCUGGAUCUCUUGGAUAAUUUGGGUUCCCUGCAGCUGAUAUUUCAACACCUGUAAGCUGAAGCAAACGCACCCUGAUGGACUGAACUAGAGCUUUUCUAUGAAACACCUUUAAUUUAUUGAAUGUUUAUUUAUGUGACUACUGAGCCUGAGAGUGGAAUCAUGUUUGAAAUCUGUGCAGCAGCAAAGUUUAGCGUCCGAACGAUGAACUGCUGGAGUUUCUAUCCAACCGCUGACUCACCUGUACUGAACUGAACUGCGAUAAACUGGGUUUAAAUGGGGAGACGUAGCUUCAGCCGCUGAAUAACCUGCUGUAGAAAACACUGCUGGAGUUUAGGCUGGAUUCCUGAACACGGAGGAGGCGUUGCAAUGUGUUUGAAGGAGUCACAGUUUGUUUCAUAUCACUGUUUACAAGUACUUUGUCCAAAAACAUGGGUAGGUAGUUUACAGAGCAGUAGAAUAAUCAGGGAAAACCUGCAUGUAAAGUCACCAGGGAUGGUUUAGAAAUCAGGUUAGAAAUCCGUCAACAAAAACCUGUGACGUUUAUUGUGAAGGUGGGAAAUAAAAACCCACCUUUUUUGGUUUGUUUUGUCCGCCAGCCACUGUCGAGUUUGGCUCGGCCUGUAAAUGGUGGCUGGCGUUUCCUGUCCUGUUUUUACUGAUGAAUGUAAUUUCUUGUAGAAUGUGUUUCUGCCAUCACAAGUGCUGUCCUCUGCUUUCACCAAACGCUUUCACCACAUGCCCUCCUGGACAUUUUGCAUCCCCGACCUCCCUGUAAGCAUUUAGCAGUAGCAAGCAUUUAUUACGUUCCUGCAGCAGAGAUGCAGAAUGGUUUCUGAUGUGAGCAUCCUGCUGCCAUGUAGAAGUUGUUGCAACAUCUUCCAUGCAAACCUGCAAGUGUAAAGCGAUUUAUCCAGGUGCCUCUGAGUGCUGUUUCAUCUGUUUCAUCUUCUCAGCUCGUCAUAUCUUGUUUCUGCCUCAACAUUUGAACUAAAAAGGCUGUGAAAAAUGAAAAACUCUUCUGGGAUUUUUUAAAAUAACUGCACAUUUAGGUCAAAUGUGAACCAAGACAUAACAUGUUUGGGGGCUUGUCUGAGAUAAAAAGUUUUAAUUUUCAUUCUGUGGCCUAAAACUUUUGAAAACAGCUGCAGUUUUAGGUUAAAAAAUAUACACAUUUGAGACGCAGCUAUCUGACCUUCAAGUAACAGAAUUUACCAUUUAUAUAAAGUGGAGGAGGCUGCAUAAGAGGAUCUAGGAUUAUUUCAAACUUGUGUAAAAUGACUGAAAAACUCGUCCAAAACAACACAAAAAUCUCCAAAGUAACUUGAAACUUGUGUAAGAUGACUGAAGAUUGACUUGGAAAUUAUCUAAAAAUGACUUGAAACAUGCCGUAGAUGACUGAGGAAUGGUCCAUAAUGACUUCAAAGUUGUCCAAAAUGACCCAGAACUUUUCCAACAUCACUCAAGACUUGAUAAUAACAGCAAAGACUUCAGAAAAAAGGAAUUUGAAACCUGGCAAAGAUGACUCAAGAUUGUCCACCAUGAUCUAAAAAUGUCCAAAAUAACUUGUCUCUUAAUGUCUUUAAACUUCACUCAAGAAGAUUUGCCCAAACAGAUAAAACUUGUAACCCAUGUAAAACUAUCCAAAAUUACCCAGAAACAAGUUUUAUCUCUUCAUAUAGCAGACAUCUUGUUUCUGUAUCAUCAUUUUAACUAAAAAGGUUGUGAAAGAAGAAAAACUCUUGUGAGAUUUUGCAAAACAACGGUAGCUUAGCUAAGAAACUCAACAGAGAUCCAGCUCAGUUUCCCCCAAUGAACCAGGUCCUAACAUGUGUGAGGGUUUAUCUGGGAUAGAAUGGUUUAUAGUUUUGCUCUGUGACAUGAGAUUUUUUCCAUAAAACUGCAGUUUUACUUAAAAAACACAUUUGAGAUAAAUGUGUCUGACCUUUCUGUCAAAGAAUAUUCCAUUUGCAUUUAAAUGGUUACAGUUAGUGGAAAAAGCUCCAUAAAUGGAUCUAGAAUUAUUUAAAACUUGUGUAAAGUGACUCAAGAACUCAUCCAAACAACACAAAAAUCUCCAAAGUAACUUGAAACUUGUGUAAGAUGGCUCAAGAUUGACUCGGAAAUCAUCUAAAAAUGACUUGAAACAUCCCAUAGAUGACUCAGGAAUGGUCCAUAAUGACGUCAAAAUUUUUCAAAAUCUCUCAAGACUUAACGACAAUGACAGAGCCUUGUUGAAAACAACAAAAAAAUUGCUCAAAAUUCUCUAAUGGAACUUAAAACCUGGCAAAGAUGACUCAAGAGUGUCCACUAUGACCUGAAAGUGUCCAAAAUAACUUAUCUCUAAACGUCAUUAAACUCGACUCAAGAAGAUUUGCCCCAACUGAUUAAACUCAAAACUUCUCUAAUUACUCCAGAAGUGUCCAUAAUUACUCAGAAACAGGUUUUAUCUCUUCAUCUAGUGGACAUCGUGCUCCUGUAUCAUCGUUUUAACUAAAAGGGUUGUGGAAGAAGAAAAACUCUCCUGAGAUUUUGCAGAACAACUUUAGUUAUAGCGAGAAACGAAGUGAAGGUGCAGUUAAGUUUCCACCAAUGAACCAGGUCCUAACAUGGGCUCGUCUGGGAUAGAAAGUUUAGUUUUUUGUCCUUUGACCCGAAAUUUUGUAAAAUGGCUGCAAUUUUAGGUAAAAACACAUUUGAGAUGCAGCUAUCUAACUUACACCUCAAGGAAUGUGCCAUUUAUAUAAAGUGGUUGUAGGUAAGUGUGGGAAAAAAGCUGUGGAAAGUGAGUUUAAAGGGAUCUAUCAAGGUUUAAUCUCUUCAUAUAUAUAGAUAUCUUGUUUCUGUGUCAUCAUUUUAACUAAUAAGGUUGUGAAACAAAAGAAAGAAAGAAAAGCUCUGCUGGGAUUUUACAAAACAACUGGUAAGAUUUGAAAUGGGUUGUAACAUAUUUGAUGAUUUUCUGACUUUUAUCUAUGACACCGCUGUAAUGUCAAAAUUUAAUUUUAAGAUUCAAGAUUCUGUUAACAACAUAAUCACUGAUCAGAGGCUGUUUAAAAGCACAAAGUCUCAUAUUAUCAACUGUGCAAAUCAUCUUAAAUUCCAGUGUCACUGCUGCAAAAGUUACUUUCUGCUGCAAACAAACCAAAAAACACAAAAUAAUCUGAAUAUAAAAGAAAAAUGAAAGCAAAGCGUGCUCACAGUAGAUCCAAGGAUUCAUUUUGUCAAGUUUUCUUGUAUGUUUUGUAACUUCAGUUCUAAAUUAGUCAAGUCCAUCCAUCCAUCCUCUAUACACCGCUUUAUCCUCAUUAGGGUCGCGAGGGGUGCUGGAGUCUAUCCCAGCUGACUCGGGUGAAGGCAGGGGACACCCUGGACAGGUCGCCAGUCUGUCGCAGGGCUAAAUUAGUCAAGUCAAUUUCUAUAAUUAUUUUCACUAGAGGGUCUCAUCAUUUUAUGUACUAUAAUGUUAAGUUUUUAUAAUCCUUUCAGGUUUUAUGCCCUAAUAUGUAAAUUAGUCAGGUAAAUUCACAUCUUAAACAACACUACAGUGACUUGACUUUGUAAAGCUGUAGUUUCUUACCUUUCCUGCAAAAUAAGUUGUGUAUUUAUUCAAUCACUGUGCUUAAGUACAUUUUUUUAAUGUAGUUGUGCUUAAGUGUUUCCAUAUUUUAUUACUUUCUACAUCUUCACAAUAUUUUCGAGGCAAAAAUUGCACUUUGUGGUCAUUUAUUUUAAAGCUUUAAUUGCUCUGCAGAUUAGGAUUAUUAUUUUAAAAAAUAAAUGAGCCAGUAAAUCGUUCAAUAACCUCAUAAAUGAAAUUAUCCGGCUGUAUAUGAAGGUAUUUUUACCGAUUACCACUGCACAGACUCAGAAAGACACCUGUCAGUCCGCUCAUCAAGGCGGGGCUUCAGAUAACAUAUAAACAUCACUUCCGGGUUCAGCGGCUCAAACCUGGCAGCUACAGCCAGACGGUGUUUCUCUUCAUCCCCGCCCGCCAAAACUGCAGCUGACCGGUGAGUAAUUUUAUAUCACAUUAAACGUUCACUUAUCAGUUUAUUUCGGACGGUUAGUGUUUGUUUACAUCCUUAGACUGUGACUUUACGAGCUGCUGUUGGGUGAAGUUAGCAACUAGCUAGCGAUCGAAGCUAACGCUAGCAAAGAAAAUUAGAUAAAGUAAGCCAAAGUUAGCUUGGUUUACUGAAGGUUUAGAGGCAGAAACUCCCCUAAAUGUGUCUCUGAACGACUUUACUUGCUCUGUGUCUGACAUUAGAACCAGGCCAGCUUUUAUUUAGCUGUAGAAACAGUUUUAAAAAACCAAAUUUAUCAAAAGGAAAUUCAGCAACUGCAUGGGGACUGAAGUGUAAAUAAUAAAGAGGAAGAUAAACUCCACUGGUGCUAUUAUUCACAGCAUUGUGUGUAUAUAUUCAAUAAACCUGUUAGAUUUAACCUAAAUGCAAACUUAUAGAAGGCUGAAUUAUAUCUCCAUGCUUUAUUUUAUUUUAUAUAUUCUAGCAGUGUUUCUGACAUUAUAUUUCUUUAACUGGUGCUGCUUUAGUGUAUUUUGUGCUGUUCUGUUGGUCCUGGACCUGUAAGGUGUAUUUGCUUUGUAUUAUUUUUGAUCAGUUAAACCCGUUUUAUCUAAAUUUGGAAUUUAAAAAUAUAUCUGGACUUGGGCCUGAUUAUAAAUCAUCGACUGGAGUUUUGCCGAAUAAACGCCGAUAUAUUCUUAAUUUCUCAUAAAACGGUAAAUGCUGUUAAAGGGAUAGUUCGGGAUUUUUGACAUGAAUCUGUAUGGCAUCCCCGUCGGCAGUGUUGUGCAUUCACACAGACUUACCCCCGACAGCGUCCGGUGAGCAGAGAUCCGGUCCGGUUUUGGUCCAGAUGAAGGUAGUCCGGCAAGUUUGCUGGGGUCACGGAAAUGAAGCGUUUUUCUUCUCAACCCAAUAUGUGUUCGAAAGAGUGAUAUAUUUGCAUCACAAAACCGUUGCCCACGAAAAAGUCAGACCUCGUAAACGCUUGGCACCAUUUUCUCUCCCAAACUCCCUUAAAGUUUUGUAUAUACGGCUGUUAUACAAGGCAGCUGGAGUGAAUAUGUAAAAUAACAGAUUGAACAGGCCAUUCUCCCAGGAAGGUCAAUAGGUCAUAAAUUAUAAAUCAUCUAAUUUUCAGCAACUUUGAUAAUAUUUAUUAAUACAAAAUACAUUUUACUUCAGUAAAAUACAGUUUUUCAACCUUCUUGAUCACGUCUUGAUUAUGACGAGUAGGUAUUCUGGCUCUGUAUCCCUCCACCUUCUCUACUGUGAGAGUUUCAGCUUUUCUGAUGGGUUCUUUUUGUUCCAAGUGUCUGUGCAAAAAAGUAGCCUAAUACCUGUUCUUUUGAACAGGUAUUAGGCUAUCAUUUUUGGCUGAUAAUAAAUACAGUCUUCUUGAACUCCUAGUGUUUUUUGAUGCCAUCUUUGCAAUUGAAAGCUUUUUCUAUGCUCUGUAAUGGUCUGUAUUUAUAUAGCGCUUUACAUGAUACGUCACAUUCACCCAUUCACACACUGAUGGCGGAAGCUGCCAUGCAAGGCGCUAACCAUGACCCAUCAGGAGCAAUUAGGGGUUCAGUGUCUUGCUCAGGGACACCUCGACAUGAGCUCGACGGGCCAAGGAUCGAACCAGCAACCCUCCGGUUGCAAGACGGCCAUUUUCUAUGCUGAGCGUCCAGUUGUCAAUGAUGGGGAACUAUGAAGACGUCCAUCCAUCUAUCCUCUACACACCGCUUUAUCCUCACUAGGGUCAUGGGGGGUGCUGGAGCCUAUCCCAGCUGACUCGGGCGAAGGCAGGGGACACCCUGGACAGGUCACCAGUCUGUCACAGGGCUACAUAUACAGACACACAAUCACACUCACAUUCACACCUACGGACAAUUUAGAAUAGUGUAUUUUUGGACUGUGGGAGGAAGCUGAAGUACCCGGAGAAAACCCACGCAUGCACAGGGAGAACAUGCAAACUCCAUGCAGAAAGAUCCCAGGCCCACCCUGGGAUUUGAACUGGGACAUUCUUGCUGCAAGGCAAAAGUGCUAACCACCACAGCACUGCCUAUGAAGACAUUGAAGAGAAUUUGAUCCAGUCCGUAGUAUACACCAACCCAAUAGCAUCAAUGAAGAAAACUUCUGGGCGACUGAGCAACCUCUAAAUAUUAAUGUAUUCUUCUAUAACUUUGCAAGUCCCAUUUUUUUAGUUGAUUGGAGCAUUUUUAGGGGGGUCAGACGAUAAAAUUUCCAAAUAAGGACCACCUUACUGUCCAACAUGCGGCCUGUGGGCUGAAACGGGUCCUCCAGAGGGUCCAAUCCGACCCUCAGUGUAAACAGUGUAAAAGUUCCAGAGAAGACAUUAACUGCAGAUUGUAAAUUAGUAAAACUAUAAAUUUAGAAUAAUUUCUACACCAUCACAAGUUGUUCUGAUCAUAAAGUAAAAUACUAGAUUUUUCUUUCAUUUUUUUUGUCUCAUUUUUGUAGUGAUUUGUCUUGUUUUUGUUGUUUUAGUCUGACUUUUGUCAUGUGUUUUUAUUUUGUGUUUCCUUUUUGUCUCACUUGGUUUUUGUCUUAUUUUUGUCAUUCUGUGUUUUGCUUUAUUUGCUGUUUCAUGUGUCGUUUUGUCAUUUUGUGUUUUUUGUCUCACUUGUGUUGUCCAUGUUUUUCUUGCUUUGAAACUGUUUUGUCUAAUUGUCUCCAUUGUUGUUUUGUUUCAUGUUGUUUGUCUCAUUUUCUGUCAUUUUGUGUUUCCUUUUGGUCUCGCUUGCAUCAUUUGUCUAUUGUUUUGUCACUUUGUUUCUUGCUUUUGUCAUAUUGUGUCUCAUUUUUUAAUAUUUUGUCUUGUUUUUGCUGUUUUUUGUCUUUUUGUUUGACUUGUUGCUUGUCUCAUGCUUUUGUUACUUUCUGUUUCCUUUUUGUUCUCCCACCUGUAGUGUAGUUUGCUGAUACCUGUCUUUUGAUCGAUCUUUCUUAUGUUUUCUUUCAGGUAGACGAUGGCCCCCGCAACUAUGUCCAACUUCCAGCGUCUCGUCAGAGCCUUCAACGCUUACAUCAAAGCUAAGCAUCAUCGCCAGUUUGUGGGUCUUGACCCAAAAAUCCCAACGCCGAUGCGAUUCAGAAGGAUAGAACAGCAUCUGAUGAAGGCGGUCCAACCGGCGGCGGGAAGUCCUGCGGUGGACGCUCUGAGGGAGGGGAACGCCAAGAACUGGACUGUUACGACCAUCCAGAUCCUGCAGGAGCACUACGACCAGAUCCUGAAAGACCUGCCGUCUGUCGUGGCCCCUCUAGUGGCCGGAGAGGACUGGGAGACGGCCCUGGUGGUGGCCGUCCGCUGGGUCCAACGAGACCUCAGGAGGAUCAGACGGAAUGUCGUGGACAAGGCGGUGGCCGACAUCAGGGAGAUCGUGAUCAGAGUGUUGGCGGAUUCAGGAGUCCAGGUAGCUCGACCGGCCCGGUCUACCGUGAAAGAGUCCAGCGCCGUGGAGCCGGACCUGGAGCCGGUCCAACAAGCAAAGAAGCUGAAACUGGACCAGGAUCAGAAACCUGAGGCUCCUCCCACCUUCAAAUCAGAGGCUCCUCCCACCUUCAAAUCAGAGGCUCCUCCCACCUUCAAAUCAGAGGCUCCUCCCACCUUCAAAUCAGAGGCUCCUCCCACCUUCAAAUCAGAGGCUCCUCCCACCUUCAAAUCAGAGGCUCCUCCCACCUUCAAAUCAGAGGCUCCUCCCACCUUUAAAUCAGAGGCUCCUUCCACCUUUAAAUCAGAGGCUCCUCCCACCUUCAAAACUGGGCCUCUUCACAGCUGUUGCUCCUCCCAUCUUAACUCCUGAGUGGAUCAUGUGAAUAAAAGUGAAAGACACCAGGACGGCCUGGUCACUUGUUUUUAACUUGUUCAGUGUUUUUUUUCAAAUGUUUGAGAAUUUUUGUUAAUAAAACUUUCUUAUAAUUAAA
Molecule: messenger RNA, 10352 nt
Organism: Acanthochromis polyacanthus (spiny chromis)
Lineage: Eukaryota; Metazoa; Chordata; Actinopteri; Pomacentridae
Product: DNA ligase 1-like
Exons: 2
Coding region: 9398-10231 (277 amino acids)
Source: RefSeq, a predicted model, not a curated record